Messenger RNA from Trypanosoma cruzi, 970 nucleotides. Its product is annotated as katanin, putative. The annotation marks the transcript as partial. The record is from RefSeq and is a predicted model, not a curated record. The transcript has a single exon. Lineage: Eukaryota; Euglenozoa; Kinetoplastea; Trypanosomatida; Trypanosomatidae.
AUGUUGUCUGCCUCUUUUUUUUUCCUCUCUCUCUCUUUUUCUUUUUUUUUUUAUGGUGACACAUUUCGAUUUCUCUUACAUGGUAGCGUUUUGGCGACGCGGAAAAUGAGUGAGCCAAUUACAGCUACGGAUGACAUGGGCAAAUCGUUACGCUUGGCCCGGCGCUACGCAAUGGAGUCUAACUACGAAGUUGCAGUAGCUUUUUACACGGGGCUUGACAAGGACCUCGAGGCAUUCGCGCAGUGCUCCGGAAAUGCCCCGGGGCGGGCCAGAUGGGUAUUACUGCGGGAAAAGGUUGCAGAGGAGUGUUCACUGGUGCGCUCCUUACAAGAAGAACUGAAGGCGCUUGUGAAUCCAGCAGAUGCGGCGCGGCUUGAACGAGUACAAAGGGAGGCUGACAGCACUCAAUUGUCACAAAAGGCAUCGUCUUCAGGCGCACUUUCGGCACGUGAUGUUACCCCUGUGCGUGUGACAGUCGCACAACCUGCUUGCCCCCCCGCAACGCGUGAAGGAGUGAAAUUUCUUUCUUCCCUCCCUCCGACGAUACCGCAGUCGUCAUUGGAUGGCCCUGGGGUAAGGAAUGAAUUGCUAUAUGGCGACAAGGAUCGCUUUGGCCCGGUUGAGGGGCCGACUGUGAGACAACAAAGAUUCAACGGUGGACAACGGGCACCUAUGCGCCAUAAUUUAUCGAAUGUGGCCUCUCGAACCAAGUCCGCAGGCAGCACGUCCAAUCCAUCCUCUCCUCAUCGCUUAACGGCCAGAGCGAGGGUGGCUACACGGCGCACCGGUAGACCAAAUGGGUGUGAGCGGAAGCCUCAGGGGCAACAGGUCUCAAUUCCACGCUUUCCUGCGCGUGCCGGGGAGGAGGAAUUGGUUUCUCUUAUUGAAUCGGAUAUGAAUGCUGGACCCAUGAAGGUGUCGUGGGACGAUAUAGCUGGCUUAGAGGAAGCGAAGGGUCUGCUAGAGGAGG